Messenger RNA from Sphaeroforma arctica JP610, 591 nucleotides. RefSeq lists its product as hypothetical. The transcript is spliced from 3 exons. NCBI's taxonomy places the organism in Eukaryota, Ichthyosporea, Ichthyophonida. The record is from RefSeq and is a predicted model, not a curated record. The coding region runs from base 1 to 591 and encodes 196 amino acids.
AUGAACAUGUCGAACUCGUGCGUUUUUGUGAUCUCCGGACUCCUCACCCAAAUUACUAAGGACAAUCCAGACAAGGCCAACGAAGAGGCGAUAGCAGAUGAGAAGAAGGUUGUCAGUGCUGUAGAUACACUCAUGAACACCGUAGGCGUGGAGAGGGUCAAAGCAUGGCGAAAGCAAUACUACACAGACUCGUUAAUACAUCAGAUAGUGUUCGCGGCUGGCAGCAACUCGGCAACGAGUCAAGCGCUUCAGCGAGGAAUCACAGCUUUAGAACGGUUAGUAUCAACACACGGCAUGGAUAUCAAUUCCCAACGCGGUAGUGAUGGAUGUACCCCCGCACACAUCUCAGGUAAUCAUAUGUCAUACCUAGUAUGUGUGCGUGCGUGUAUGCGAUCUUGUAUGCGACGCAAUGGAACACUGUUGAAUAAGCUGGUAUCUCUGGGGGCUGAUCUCAGUGUAGAAGAUGCGUCUGGCACGAGUGUGCGUGUACAAGACGAAUUGUGGCGACGCUCAGACGAGUUGGCAGAGGCCAUGUUACCACUCUGGGAAUCUGGUAAGGGAUGUACACUGAAAUUUAUCUAUCAAGAAUGA